UCCACUUAUGAAAGAUGAAUCUAAUAGUGGAGACGCAAUGAGUGAGUUCCGCAAAAAUAGUGUUCUGAUUCAGUUUCCAUUUAUAACACAAAAAAACAAAACAAAUUCGGUCUGUUUUUUCCUACGCGUCUUCUGAAUUCUAUCUCCCAUUUUGUCAUUGCCAGUUUGCAACCCCAUUCCCAUUUUUAUUAUUAAAUUAUUAACAUUAUUAUUUCAUUCCCUAAAUUACCAUAUUAUUUUCAUUAAUUUCGUCAUAAAAAAAAAAAAAAAAAAAGAGUGUGUUCAUUUGAUCUAAUCAUCAUCGAGAGAGGGGAAAUGCUAGAUAGCUCCUCUCUCUGUGUGACCAAAUAUACAGAUCUUAUUUUUUAUUUUAACAAUUUUUUAAUUUAAUUUAAUUCAACUCUCUCUGUGAAAGAGAUGAGUUGUUAUUCUUGCUUUGUUUCUCGGAAAAAAGAUGUUAGCAGAAUUGAAGUUGAUAAUAGUUCUCGAUCUGCUCAUACUUUAGGGAAUGGAGGAACAAAUGCAACAGAGGAAAAGGGGAAGAGUGUGAGGACUGGUAAAAGCAGUACUGCAGCAGCUAGUUUUGGUUUUAGAGAGCUUGCGACAGCGACCAGGGGUUUUAAGGAAGCUAAUUUGAUUGGAGAAGGAGGUUUUGGAAAAGUAUUUAAGGGUCGUCUUUCGACCGGCGAGCUUGUUGCUGUGAAACAAUUAAGUCAUGAUGGUCGUCAAGGUUUUCAGGAAUUUGUGACUGAGGUUCUUAUGUUAAGCUUGCUACAUCAUUCUAAUCUGGUUAAGUUAAUUGGCUACUGCACUGAUGGAGAUCAAAGGCUUUUGGUUUAUGAGUACAUGCCUAUGGGAUCUCUCGAAGAUCAUCUUUUUGAUCUUCCCCAAGACAAAGAACCUCUAAGCUGGAGUUCUCGAAUGAAGAUUGCUGUUGGAGCAGCUCGUGGCCUUGAGUAUCUCCACUGUAAAGCAGAUCCGCCUGUCAUAUAUCGAGACUUAAAAUCUGCAAACAUCUUAUUAGACAGCGACUUCAGCCCAAAACUGUCAGAUUUUGGGCUUGCUAAGCUAGGACCUGUUGGAGACAACACCCAUGUUUCAACGAGAGUGAUGGGUACAUAUGGCUACUGCGCGCCAGAAUAUGCGAUGAGUGGCAAAUUAACUCUUAAGUCUGAUAUCUACAGCUUUGGUGUGGUUUUGUUGGAGUUGAUUACUGGACGAAGGGCAAUAGAUGCUAGUAAAAAACCAGGAGAGCAAAACUUAGUUUCAUGGUCUCGCCCAUAUUUCAGUGACCGGAGAAAGUUUGUACAUAUGGCUGAUCCUCUUUUGCAAGGACACUUCCCUGUCCGCUGUUUGCAUCAAGCAAUUGCUAUAACUGCUAUGUGUCUCCAAGAGCAACCAAAAUUCCGUCCACUCAUUGGUGAUAUUGUCGUAGCACUGGAAUACCUAGCUUCGCAGAGUCAGAAUAUCCCUGAAGUCCAUAGACACGGUGUGCGUAGCCCACCGCAGCAACCACCUUCCAAAAUGGACAGAAAUUAAUUUUCACCGAUAUUAGAUUCUGGCUUCAGUUCCAUUUCUGUCCAUGAUUUUGAGUACAGAUUUCCUUAUUAGCUUGAUCAGUGUAAGACCAACUGCCUAUUUUAAAUGUUAAAUAUUAUUGCCCUAGUUAACUUAUUUGCAUAGCCAUAGUGAAGAUAAAUUUCUUAUUAUAGCAGUUGACGUUCAUUCUUGUGGAUCUAUUAAUCACAGUCAUGUGAAUUAGCGAUUACUUAGGCUUUAAAGUUUAAACUUCCUCCACCCCUAUAACAUGCUUGUUAUCAUUUCAA
Molecule: messenger RNA, 1826 nt
Organism: Medicago truncatula (barrel medic)
Lineage: Eukaryota; Viridiplantae; Streptophyta; Magnoliopsida; Fabales; Fabaceae
Product: probable serine/threonine-protein kinase PBL21
Exons: 6
Coding region: 418-1539 (373 amino acids)
Biological process (GO): protein phosphorylation
Molecular function (GO): protein kinase activity; ATP binding
Source: RefSeq, a predicted model, not a curated record